Molecule: messenger RNA, 2295 nt
Organism: Neomonachus schauinslandi (Hawaiian monk seal)
Lineage: Eukaryota; Metazoa; Chordata; Mammalia; Carnivora; Phocidae
Gene: ZFTA
Product: zinc finger translocation associated
Exons: 6
Coding region: 1-2190 (729 amino acids)
Biological process (GO): negative regulation of DNA-templated transcription
Source: RefSeq, a predicted model, not a curated record
AUGCCCCGAGGGGGCAGUGGCUGCGAGCUGAGCCCGGGUGGAAGCGCGUCGCAGCGGACGCGGGCGCCCCUCGCCACUUCGGUGACCCUUCAGGAGCCGGGACCGGAGCCCCGGAGGCGGCGGCGCGGGCCCGCGAGGGCGGCGAGCCGGAGCGGCGGCGGCAGGGGCGGCCCCGGGCCAGCAGCGGCCUCGGCACGGGGCCGACGGCUGCCGCCCGCCGGAUCGAGCGGCGGCGCGGAACUUGAGGAGGACGACGGCGGGCAAGAUCUUCAGCUGGAAGGGGGUGCCUUGGGGUCCUGGGGGAGUGCCCCCCUGCCCUCCUCCAGGGCCAGGGGCCCAGCACCUUCAGGCAGGAAAUACUCAGACCACUGUGAGGCCCGGGCCUCGAGGCCUGGAAAGAGCCGCAUUCCUGGCCGUGACCACCGGCGCUAUUACCACGACCACUGGCGGCUGGAGUACCUGAUGGACUUCAACCCUGCCCGCCACGGCAUGGUGUGCAUGGUGUGCGGCAGCUCGCUGGCCACGCUCAAGCUCAGCACCAUCAAACGGCACAUCCGCCAAAAGCACCCCUACUCCCUGCACUGGAGUCCCCGGGAGAAGGAAGUCAUCAGCAACAGCUGGGAUGCCCACUUGGGGCUGGGGGCCUGCGGAGAGUCCGAGGGCCUGGGGGCCCAGGGGGCUGAGGAGGAGGAGGAAGAGGAAGAGGAAGAGGAGGAGGAUGGGGCUGGCCUGCAAGCUUGCCCACCCAAGGGCCCAGGCAAAGCCCCAGCUGGUGAGGGCAGCCGAUGCCAGCGGCGAGGGGGCCCAGUGGCACCCCGGGCUCGGCGUCGGCACCUCUCAGCCUCCCGGAGGGCCGGGGGCAGCAGGGGGCUAGGGGCCCGGCGCCUGGAGCGGAGGCUGAAGGAGUCCCUGCAGAACUGGUUCCGGGCAGAGUGUCUCAUGGACUAUGACCCUCGGGGGAACCGGCUGGUGUGCAUGGCCUGUGGCCGGGCACUGCCCAGCCUGCACCUGGACGACAUCCGUGCCCACGUGCUGGAGGUGCACCCCAGCUCCUUGGGGCUCAGCGGCCCCCAGCGCAGCGCCCUGCUGCAAGCCUGGGGUGGCCAGCCCAAGACACUGUCUGAGCUCACUCAGUCCCCACCAGACGAUGACCUCGUCCCCCAGGACCUGACCAGAGAGAGCCGGGACCCCGCCCCCACUGCUGGAGCCCUGUCCUCUCAGGAUCUCAGUCCCCCAGACGUAAAAAAAGAAGAGGCUGGCUGGCUCCCUGAGAGGCCCGGGCCCGCAGAGGAGGAGGGGGAGGGGGAGGAGGAGGAGGAGGGCCAGGAGGGCGAGAGGGUGGGGGUUUCGGGCCGGUCGCCGCAGGGCCGUGACCGCCGCCGCCGCCGCUACCAGGAGCGCUGGCGGCUGGAGUACCUCAUGGAGCUGGACGGCGGCCGGCGCGGCCUGGUGUGCAUGGUGUGCGGGGGCGCGCUGGCCUCGCUCAAGAUGAGCACCAUCAAGCGGCACAUCCGCCAGCGCCACCCGGGCUCCACGCGCCUCAGCGGGCCUGUCAAGGCCCUCAUCGCCCAGGAGUGGAGCGAGAAGGCCGCUCACCUGCUGGCCCUGGGGCUGCCCAGCCCCGAGUCCCCCGGGGACCCUGCCGCCCCCGGCACAGCCGCAGCCUCCGAGGAGGGGGGAGGGGAAGAGGAGGAGGAGCCAGAGGAGGAGGAGUGGUGGGGCGAUGUCCCGCUUUCCCCAGGGGAGCCGUCGGAACGGCCCGCCGAGGACGACGAGGACGACGAGGACGGCCAAGAGCCCGGGGGACUCGCCUUCCCGCCGCUGCCCCCGCCCCCGCCGCCGCCCCCGCCGCCGCCGCCGCCCCCGCCCCGCAGCCGAGAGCAGAGGCGGAACUACCAGCCGCGCUGGCGGGGCGAGUACCUGAUGGACUACGACGGCAGCCGGCGCGGCCUGGUGUGCAUGGUGUGCGGGGGCGCGCUGGCCACGCUCAAGGUCAGCACCAUCAAGCGGCACAUCCUGCAGGUGCACCCAUUCUCCAUGGACUUCACGCCCGAGGAGCGCCAGACCAUCCUGGAGGCCUACGAGGAGGCGGCGCUGCGCUGCUACGGCCACGAGGGCUUCGGGCCGCCGGCCCCUGCGCCGCGCGACGGCGGCGCGGACCUCAAAGCGGGCGCCGUCUGUCGGGCGUAGCGGGCGUAGCGGGCGUAGCGGGCUCGCGGGGCGGGCCGGGCGGCUCCGCCCUGUGCUCCGCCGGCCCUCGGGCCCGGACACCCUGCUUCCCGCGACCCUGGCCGC